ACCUAGUUACCGAUAAAGUGGAGAAAGUUUUGUUGUGUAUUUAGUGUUUUGCUAAUGCUGAUAAGAAAAUGAACGGACUUAUUGUCUUUAACAGCGCCAACGACGUUGUGUACCAGAAACUGAACGAGCCGCUAUCGCAGAAAAUCAAAAAUGUUGCCACCACCCAGGGUCUUCUCCGUCCUGGCGGUACCCUGGACAGCAAUGUUCUGCUGCAGCUUUUCAGUCCCAUCGUUGGAUCGCAACGUAUAAUGCAGUGCCAGUUCGACAAUGCCUACACCAGUUUGCAGUGCGAGCAAGGCUUUAAUUUGGUGUUUGGCGAACUCCUGGGGUUCACGUUCCUAAAAAUCGGACAAAUUCCCGUCGAGCUGCUAGGACGACAAUUGGGUGUGUCUAUUACACUGACGCGCUAUUGUUACGGAGCCAAUUUAUUUGCCGCUCAGGCAGGCGCUAUGCAACAGGAACUUCUGACCCAAUGUCUGGAUUGUUAUGAAACCCUGUUGUGUCAGGAGGACCAGACCUACCUUCUGGAGGCCAUGCCCAAGCUUCUGAUCAAUACCGAGUUGAAAAGGACUGUACAUCUAACUCUUGAUGCAACGCUAGAGCACCUGAGGCAGCUGGGAUUACCCCGGGCCCACGUCCUGUUGCUAGUUUCACACAAACUAGUAGCCGCCAACAGCACACGCCAAGCGCUACCGCUUGCUGCUGCAGAUUUGAUUUUCCUUAGCCUCAUGGCGCGAGCUCUCCAAGCGCCGAAAUCCCCAGCUCAGCGGGCAGUGGCUGUAUUUUUGCAAGGAGUCUCCUACGACGUGAACUCUGGCUGCGUACCCAGCAUCGUUCAUAUCUCACGCCUUCACGGCAACCAAGUGCUCCUCCAGGUCAUAGAGUACGCCCACAUGCCACUGACCAGCUGUAUUUACGAUUCCUUCUUUGUGCUUCAAAAGAUUGUUGCCGUGCAACAUCAAGGCGACUCCGACGCACUGAAGCCCGCAUUCGAGAAUCUGGAAUCCUUUAUAGUCCAAUCCCUGACAGCUUUAAAGAAAUACCUGAAACAGCGAUCUGAAACAGAGGACUUGGAAAACUGCACUAAAAAGUUCGCCGCCAAAUGGGAAAACCUCCGAAAGAUGUACACGGAGUACUUUAAGAAUUAUGAGAGAGAGCUUUUGGUACGGAUCGAGUCUAAUCUUCCUUCGUUUGGAGAGGAACUAAAGCAGAUAUUCACGUUGGCAUGCUGCGACAGCUCCAGUGUUCAUGAGCUGGACCAACUCUCCGAUACGGCAGCAAAUGUAGAGGCAAAGCUGCUUGAAUUCGCUGAAUUUCUGGCCGUCAAAGCUACUCGAAAUAUAUCUAUAGAUGCUUACUUGGAGGACUUUCCAGGUCUAGUGCACUUUAUGUAUGUUAACCGCAGCAGGGGACAAAUGUUGGCUCCGGAUCUGCGACCCAAUCAGCUGGUGCCAAAGACAAAACUCUGGAGCAUGGUAGAGAUAUCAAGGAGCUACCUUAAGAAGGGCCAGACCACGGUUAUGUGGAAGGACAAGGCAUUCCACUAUUCUUAUUUCCUGUGGUUCGAGGAUUUAUCGGGUGGCGUUCUUAGCACCGGCAUGGAUUUGCAGCAACACUUUCUGUCCACAGGAGCUGCUAGUGGCAAUGGUUCAAAAUCCCCAACAGAACCAGGAGCUUUAACAAUGGACUACUACCACGAUCUGACUGAGUUGUGCUUUCCGAAGCUGUCUCCGGCAAAAGUACGAGUUUAUGAAUUGUACUGCAUUCAUCUGGGACUUGUAACCGCCACAUGUGCCGUGGAGCACGCCCGACGUCUAGUGGCCACCAUCAGUGAUGUUGUUGGCGAAGAAACAUUUUAAUGAAGUUUAACCACGUGCAAUCUUCGCAUUCCAAGCUACAUUUCCAGCGUUAUAACAUGAUUUCUAGUCAAUUUACGAGACUCCUCUGGAGAUAAUCCGAUCGAAAUUUUUUUAGGUUAAGGACAACUAUCCACUGUUAUAGGCUACACCAUAUUGAUAUUUGUAAAAUAAUUGGAACUAUUUUUUCGUUAAUCGGCAAUAAAAACAUAACAAUUUA
Messenger RNA from Drosophila eugracilis, 2076 nucleotides. RefSeq names its product Hermansky-Pudlak syndrome 1 protein homolog (gene HPS1). Gene Ontology annotation, cellular component: BLOC-3 complex. Bases 69 to 1859 code for a protein of 596 amino acids. The transcript has a single exon. NCBI's taxonomy places the organism in Eukaryota, Metazoa, Arthropoda, Insecta, Diptera, Drosophilidae. The record is from RefSeq and is a predicted model, not a curated record. Gene Ontology annotation, biological process: vesicle-mediated transport. Gene Ontology annotation, molecular function: guanyl-nucleotide exchange factor activity.